CCUCCCAUCAUGCUACAUCACUUUAGGCUUCACAAGUCAGUGGCUGGUGGUAGACCGCGGUGUCUUCCUCACCAGUUUAUGCUCCGAAGAAAUACUUCUACAUUACCAAGAUAUAGAUUGUACUGCAUCAUCCGAGGAAAAAAAGGUGUGACUACUACUACUACUACUUAUUUUAGUCUCUUGAGAACUUUGAAUCCGCCAUGGGACUCGUAGAUGAUGUUCUCAACGCUCCUGGCGUGACAGAUGAGCAACGACAAGCUGCGACCAGUCGCAUAAACUCAGACCCCGGAGUUCCAGACAAUACAAGGACGGCCAACCCAUUUUGGCUCGAAGAUCCCUCACCAAUAUCCAAUGUUCACUCAAAAACUCUCCAGAAGGAAGUCGAAAUUGUGAUCAUCGGAUCAGGAAUCACAGCAGCAUCAGUGGCUCGAGAACUCCUGACCAAGGCUGAUACAACAACACCCAAAAUUGCAAUUCUUGAUGCUCGAGAUAUCUGCAGUGGAGCAACGGGAAGGAAUGGAGGUCAUAUCAAUGAAGCUGGUUUCGACGUGUACGCCAGUAUUGCUGAAAUCUUAGGGAAAGAUAUUGCAGCAAAAAUUACUCGCUUCAGAUUGGGCCACCUUCCUCUGCUUCUAGAAACUGCUCGAAAGGAAAACUUGACAGAGGAGACACAACUUCGGACUGUCGAAUCUGUGUUCGCUUUCUUUGACUCGACCCGAUUUCUGGAAGCGAAGGCAGCUUUGGAAUUGUUCAGAGCUGACAUGCCACUCGAAUCACGAGAUCAUCGACUCUACGAGGCAGAGGAUGCUCGCAAGAGAUUUCUUCUUCCAGACAUAUGUGGUGCCAUUACAUAUCCAGCAGGGGCUGUAUGGCCCUACAAGCUUGUUGCCGGUAUUUUCGAACGGCUCUUGCAGUCAUACGGGUCCAACAUAUGGUUAGAAAGCCAAACGCCUGUGAACACAAUUCUCCCACCCGACCACGAAAACUCGAAAUUUACCAUUGUAACUCCACGGGGAAACAUCAAAGCAACGCAUGUGAUUCAUUGUACAAAUGCUCACGCCGUGCACCUCAUCCCAGGAUUACGGGGCCACAUCGUGCCCCUCAGAGGCCACAUGUCUGCUCAAGCUCCAGGCAAAUCUUUUCCCGACCAGUCUCACCGCUCGUGGUCAUUCAUAUAUGCUAGAGGAUUUGACUACCUGACUCAACUCCUUCCCCGCUACCCUGCUACGAGUCCACUUUGUACUGGAAGCGAGCUCAUGAUGGGAGGCGGUUUCGCACAGGGUUCUGGAGGAGGUGUCGAGGAUGUGGGAGUCGCGACAGAUACCUGCGAUUUUGAUUUCUACACCAAGGUUCAUCUUUCUGGUAUUUUGAGAGCUGCGUUUGCUGAAGAUAAAUGGGGCGAAGAAGACAGCAAGCCCAUCAAAUCUAUGUGGACGGGGAACAUGGGGUUCACGCGUGACAGUCUACCUUUUGUUGGAAAAGUUCCCUCGUCGUUGACAGGACGCAAGUUGCAUCAAAAGUCGCUCGGCUCGGAGUGGAUUGCUGCUGGAUUCAAUGGAGAGGGGAUGGUGCAUGCCUGGAGAAGUGGUAUUGCUGUUGCUCAGAUGGUGCUUGAAGACAUUGAUCCGAAGUCAUGUUACGGGUGGCAAGAAUGGUUCCCAGAACAGUUGUUGAUUACUGAGGAGAGGUUGAAGGUGUCGGCUCAGGGGCUAUAGAAAGUGUGAACACGACAAUAAUGGAUGUAUUACAAGGAUGAUGGCUCCAACUUAAUACUGAUAUCCUCCUUUGAGCUUGUUUACUUAUUUGAUGUAUCAUUUCUCGCUGUAAACCGCAUUGGCAUGUCGGUUCAAAGGACAAGCGAGGUGUAAGGGAUGGAAGAAUAUACGAUACAUAUGCCGGAAAGCUGCCUAUUCUUGGUAGAACCUCAGCUCAACCUAAUCGUCAAACAAGUUAGGAAAGAUUUGUUGAAAAGGUAAAUAAAUGGACAGAGACAUACAAAUGGGGCCCAGUCUCAAUUCCACCUGUCAACAAAUAUUACCUCAAAAACCAAUCUCCAAACCCCUUAGAGCGUGGCGUGUCCGAAGCUUUGAGCUUCAGCUUAGUUCCGGUAUCCCCUAACGAGCUUCAAAGUCACCAAACUCCCCUCACCCCAUGCGAUGGUUAUCUUCAUCCUCUGACUUGAUUGAUCAAGAUUCUGGUGAUAAUAUUGAGCGUUUUGCCUCAUAUGCCAGAAUCUAUCUCUGCUACAGGGAUACAGUCCAGUCUACAGGGAUACAGUCCAGUCUCCCGAAGCCCGUGGCCAACAUUUAUAUACGUGAAAGAACCCAGUUAAGUUGCAACCUCUGGCUGAUAUGAAAAAUAUAUUCACACCCACUCGGCACUCUCACCCCC
Messenger RNA from Cadophora gregata, 2391 nucleotides. RefSeq lists its product as uncharacterized. The transcript has 3 exons. Bases 201 to 1715 code for a protein of 504 amino acids. Gene Ontology annotation, cellular component: cytoplasm. The record is from RefSeq and is a predicted model, not a curated record. NCBI's taxonomy places the organism in Eukaryota, Fungi, Ascomycota, Leotiomycetes, Helotiales, Ploettnerulaceae. Gene Ontology annotation, molecular function: oxidoreductase activity.